Melitaea cinxia (Glanville fritillary) is the source of this 1046-nucleotide messenger RNA. RefSeq lists its product as uncharacterized. The coding region runs from base 1 to 918 and encodes 305 amino acids. The record is from RefSeq and is a predicted model, not a curated record. The transcript has 6 exons. Lineage: Eukaryota; Metazoa; Arthropoda; Insecta; Lepidoptera; Nymphalidae. Gene Ontology annotation, cellular component: membrane.
AUGAAUAAUAGCCUCAAUAGUCCGUUCGUAAUCUGGACUACGUGUUUUUUCUGGCUUAUAUCAAUAUUUGGUAUUUUUUGGUCAAUAAUACUUUUCUUCUGGGUUGGUGAUAUGAUAUUCUCAACAGGCACAGAUCUGGUGAACGCGGUUGUAUUGCUAUCAGCGAUUGUAAUGCUGCCUCCUAAUUUUUAUUCUCUACAUGCGAUUGCUAAUGGAAAAAAAAUUGAAUACAACGCAAAAGUUUUCUGCUGUCGAUUAUGGACUUGUAUUUUAUGGAUAGUAAUCAUAAACAUAAUUGGUAUUAUUUUAUGUGUACAACGAAUGUAUUUAUGUCAAGAAAUUACGAAGAAAUAUAUAUCAAAUAGUAUGAAACAAUACAGGAUAGCUCCAAAACACAGACAAUUUAUUGACAAAUUACAGUGGUCUCUAGGAUGUUGUGGAUUAAAAUCGUAUAAAGAUUGGUUUAGUCAAGACUGGCAUGACAAAGUUCGAGAUUAUGAAUGGGCUAGUCCAAAUGUAAGAGAUGUUAACGCGAUGAAACAGGUCAUAGAAAUAGACAGUGUUUCUAUGUUUAUUAGUUGCUGCAAAAGUGGAUCUUGUGUCUCAAGUUACUUGAAAGAGUUAGGUAAUUACUCGAUAAAUACAAAUGGUUGCGGAAAUUUGCUGUAUCGAUUUAUUAUGGUAUCAAUGACCGUUCAUCUUAUUAUGUUCCUCAUAAUCAUAAUAUUAGAGAUUUUCUUUCUUAAGAGCAUUAUUACUAAAAAUGAUGAACUCGACUCCAAAAAUCGUAGCAACAAAUUAAACAUAAGACACAUUAUGUCUGUUAACGACAAUUUUGAGAUGUCUAGUGGAUCAUACAAUUUGAACGAAGAAGAUAGUGAAAUAGAUCCGUCUAAUGUUUACUAUGAUGAAAAGUGAAUGUCUUAAUACAUAAUAUUACAGAUUUUAAUUGGUAGUUAACUAAGUUGCGGCACUCAUAAUAAUGAUUAUUUAAUAAAUAACUUAAGAAUUAUGAUUUAAUGUUUAAUAAAUUUUUGUUUUUAUUA